Messenger RNA from Rotaria socialis, 2454 nucleotides. The record is from the annotation of a GenBank genome assembly. NCBI's taxonomy places the organism in Eukaryota, Metazoa, Rotifera, Eurotatoria, Philodinida, Philodinidae.
AUGGUACUUAAAUUACCACCACUUGAAUUCACAGAAGCACUUACAGAUUCGCCGGAGUUUCGUGAAAAACUACGUCAACAUGAAAAUGAACUGGAGAAUACGUCAACUGCCAUAAAGACAUUAAUAAAAAAAUUAAAUGAAGUUAUGGUUGCUAAUAAAACUUUGUCGAAAGCAUCAAGAAGUGUUGCUGAAACUUUAAAAAGUUUUAAAUUUUUCGUUGUUGGAAGUAAACAAACGGACGAAGAACGAGAUAUCGAAUCAUCACUUGCAUACAUGGGCGAAGUGUUACAUCGUAUUGAAGAAGCAAGAGACGCACUGAGUGCAUCAUCGGAAACAUAUUUAAAAAAAUUAGACGAAUUUCGAAAGACAACAAUUGGAAAAGCAAAAAAUAAGAAGAAAGAAUUCGAUAAAACUACUCAACGUUAUUGUACUUUAAUAGAAAAUAAUAUGAAAAUACCAACAAAACGAGGAGAUCUUUUUCAAGAAGCCGAUGCUAAUCUUUUAGUUCAUACAAAAAAGUUUCGUGAAGAAACACUUGAUUAUGUUUUUUUAUUACAACAAGUUCAAGAAAGAAAAAAAUUUGAUUUUGUUGAAACACUUUUGGCUUUAAUGCUCAAUUUUCUAUCGUUUUAUCAUGCAGGCCAAGAAAUUUAUAAAGAAUUUGAUUAUUUUAUAAAAUUUUUACAUCAUCGUGUUUUGAAAUGUCGAGAAAAUUUUGAUUGUUUUCAACGAGAAGGUGAAGAUUUAAAAUGGAAAAUGUUAAUGAGACCAGAAGAUCAUUUACUUCGAAAUCAAGAAUAUAAUCGCGAAGGUUAUUUAUUUCUUAUUGAAAGAAAUAAAAUUAUUGGUACAACAGCAUUAACAAAAUAUUAUUGUCAAUAUAGAAAAGAUAUUGGUCUAUUGAGAAUGAUUAAUUUUACACAAACGAGUACAAAACAGUUAAGUCCAUAUGAUGUCUUCGUACGUGGUUGCCAGAUUCAUUUAGCCGAUGAAAAGCUUGAUAAACGAUUCAUGUUCGAUAUUCAAGCUAUUGAGAAAGGUGCAUCAUCAGAUAAGCCGCUGGUUUUUACAUUUCAAUCAAUGACUGAUGACGACCUUGAAGGAUGGAUAUCAAUUAUGGGAGGACAAGUCAAUGUCUGUAAACCACAAAUAUCUUCAAAAACUGAAAUGCAAAAUGAAUUGGAUGAAACUGGUAUUGAUUUUAUUAAGAAAUGCAUUCGAACAAUUGAACGUCGAGGUUUACAUGAACAAGGUCUUUAUCGUAUUGUUGGUAUGCAAUCAAAAGUUAAUUCAGUAGUUGCUGCGCAUUUUGAUUCACAUAAAACAAAUGCACAAAAAUUAUCAACACCUGUUGAUGAAGAUAUGGAAUUAAAGACAGUUUGUUCAGCGCUUAAACUUUAUUUAAGAACAUUAAAAGAACCUGUGUUUACAUUUAAAUUGCAUAAUCGAUUUAUUGAAGCAGCGAUGAUUGAUGAUAAAGCAGAUCGUAUUCGAACACUUCAUACUUUAUUAAAAGAAUUGCCUAAACCAAGUCAUGAUCUUUUACAUAUUCUCAUGGCGCAUCUGCAUAAAGUCGCAAAAUUGCAUGAAAAAAACUUGAUGACACCUGUUAAUCUGGGUGUUUGCUUUGGUCCAUCGUUGCUUCGACCAGAAGUUGAAACUGUUUCAUCAAUAUAUGAUAUUAAAUUUCGCAAUGCUAUCGUUGAAUUAAUUAUAAUACAUUAUGAAAAAAUGUUUAAAUCAAAACUUGAUCAAAAAGAUAUCGAUGAAAUGGUUGGAAGUCAUGACAAUGGCGAAAAUUCUGUUGUUAAUUUAAGCAAUUCUCUAUCAUCAUUAGCUUCAAUGGCAAGACGACCAACAACAACAACAGCAGCAACAACGGCGACGACAAGUGAUGCAAUCGAAACAGCAGUCGAUACACGUCGAAAAGGUAUACCGAAUCCAGAUUAUCAUUUAAGUAUUGCCAAUAAAAACAUAUACGCAACAACUCCAGAAGAUACAAGUCGAAAAGAUUCGAGUUCUAGUAGUAGUUUAGAAUCUCUAAGUAAUACGUCAUCAACCGGUGUUCAAUCAUUACAAAGUUCCAAUUUGUUCAGUAGUCAAACACGCUCAACUUCUCUAUCAUCUUAUACAAGGCAGAUAUCCGAUACUCCUACUCGUUUAUCAACCACAAAUAGUCUUUCAUCAUCAAAAUUAGAACCAGUUAAUGGUUCAUCAUCAACAGUACGAUCAAUACGAACACCAAACUUAACAAAUCUUCCUCCUAAACCACAAACACGCGGUGUAACUUUAUAUCAGUGCCGAGCUGAUAAUGAUUCCGAAUUAUCAUUUAAUGCAAAUGAAAUUGUAACGCAAGUCCGACCGUCGAAAGAACCUGGAUGGGUAAUGGGCACAAUUAAUGGUAAAACUGGUCUUAUACCAGAAAAUUAUAUCAAUUUUACUGGUGGUGCAUGA